Pyrgilauda ruficollis (rufous-necked snowfinch) is the source of this 6180-nucleotide messenger RNA. It is a transcript of the gene TMEM201, whose product is annotated as transmembrane protein 201. Bases 196 to 2157 code for a protein of 653 amino acids. The transcript is spliced from 11 exons. Gene Ontology annotation, cellular component: nuclear inner membrane. The record is from RefSeq and is a predicted model, not a curated record. Lineage: Eukaryota; Metazoa; Chordata; Aves; Passeriformes; Passeridae. Gene Ontology annotation, biological process: nuclear migration along microtubule. Gene Ontology annotation, molecular function: lamin binding; actin filament binding.
GGCAGCGCCGGGCCCGGGCCGCCCCCGCCGCCACGAUCUCGGCCUUUGCGGCGCUGACUCACGGCGGCCCCGCCGCACGACUCCGGCCUCGCCGUGAGUCACGCGCCGCCCCCGCGGGCCGAGGGGCGGGCCGGGGGGCGGCCGCGCCCCUACAAAGCGGCACCGCCAGCGCCGGGGCAGCGCGGCGGCACCGGCAUGGACGGAGCCGGGCUGGGCGUCACCGCCUGCGCCGCGGCCGCGGGGCUGCUGCUCUACCGCAUCGCGCGGAGGAAGAAGCCCACGCACGUGACGGUGAACUGCUGGUUCUGCAAUCAGGACACGGUGGUGCCCUACGGGAACCGCAACUGCUGGGACUGCCCCAACUGCGAGCAGUACAACGGCUUCCAGGAGAAUGGAGACUACAACAAGCCAAUCCCUGCCCAGUACAUGGAACACCUUAACCACGUUGUGUCAGGCAGUCCAACUUUCUGUGACCCUAGCAAGCCACAGCAGUGGGUGAGCAGCCAAAUUUUGCUCUGCAAGAAAUGCAACAACCAUCAAACCAUGAAAAUCAAACAGCUGGCUUCAUUCUCACCAAGGGAGGAGGGCAAGUACGAUGAGGAGAUCGAGGUGUACAAGCACCACCUGGAGCAGACCUACAAGCUGUGCCGCCCGUGCCAGGCUGCUGUGGAGUAUUACAUAAAACACCAGAACCGGCAGCUGCGGGCGCUGCUGCUCAGCCACCACUUCAGGCGCCGGGAGACGGACAAGAGCUACAGCCAGAAUCUGUGUUCAUCCUCCUCUUCCACUUCCAUCACCACACCAGCUCAGGUGAUACUGCUGCGGUUCCUGGCCUUCCUCAGCUGUGCGUUCCUGGUUCUGAUGGCCUUGUACGGGUCAGGCGACCCCUUCUCCCUCAGCACAGCUGUCCCUGCUCCUGUCCCCUCUGGCCCUGCAUCCGUGUGGAACAGGACUGGCACGAGCCCCCGUGCAGGCGGUGACAGUGGCGGUGGCGGUGGCAGCUCGGGGCAGGGCUGGCGGGAGCUGCUCCGCCUGCUCCCGGAGCGCCUGCUGGAGAACCUGAGCGUGGCCUGGGCCUACGGCAAGAAUCACCAGAUGGCAGUGGCUGUGCUGGGGCUCUUCACCUGCCUGCUGGCCAUGUUCCUGGCUGGGCGCAUCAGGCUCCGGCGAAUCGAUGCGUUUGCCUCGGUCCUGUGGUUGGUGGUGAUGAGCCUGCACUUGGCCGAGCGCUACCUGAAGACGGACACGCCCAGCUGGCUGGACACGGCCAAGUUUGGCACCACGUCCCUGUGCUGCCUGGUGGGCUUCACCGCAGCCGUGGCCACGCGGAAGGCAACGGGCCAGCGGAGACUCCGGCCCCGAAGGUACCUCUCUGGGGACUCCAUUACUGUCUUUCCCAGCAGCCCUGGCACAGCCUUCCCUUCACCUGCCACGUCUCUGUUUGUCCCAACACCACCCAGUAUCCUGCACCUGACGAACCAGCAGCUCUUCAGGUCCCCACGCAGAGCUGCCUCGUCCUCUCUUCCCGGCCGUCUCAACAGGGCCCUGUCCCUGGGCACCAUCCCCUCGCUGGCCCGGGCAGAUUCUGGCUACUUGUUCAGUGGGAGCCGGCCGGCCUCGCAGUCAUCCCAGUCCAAGGAAUCCCCAUCAUCAGAUCCCUUCUCGCUGCUGGCGGGCAGCCGUGCCCCGUCCCGCCUGCCGUCCCCGGCGCCCUCGGUGGCCGGCUCGGUGACCUCCAGCUCGGGCUCGCUGCGCUUCCGCCGGCCGCUCAUCAGCCCCGCCCGCCUCAACCUGCAGGGACAGAAGCUGCUGCUGUUCCCGGCGCAGAGCGAGGCCCUGCUGAGCCCGAGCGGCUCCGAGGAGCACCCCGACAGCAACGCCUUCUCCCCGGAGCUGCCCGGCUUCCCCAGGAAGAGCCUCGCGCCCGAUAUGAGAUCUGCUGUGGAAGGGGGGAGUAUUUGCAGCGAUAAUUCCAUCAAAAAGGAGGAUCACUCGUCACACUCAUCUACCUGCGUGGUAGACACAACUACCAAAGGGGAAGAUUUGGCAGGCUGGAGAGGUCGCUUUGGUACCUCUGCCCUCCGGGGCCUGCUGGCCGUGAGCCUGACCCUCAAUGCUGUCUUCACAUCAGCCUAUGUCUACAGGAGCCUGCGCUGACUUGUGCCAACACUCCCUUUCUCUCUGGUUCCUGGUCCUGAGGAGAUGAGAACAACUCAACCAUGGCUCCAUGGCCAAGGCCAUGCCACCGGUGCAUGCUGUUCAUUAAAAAACUACUGUACACUCAGCUGGCAUGAAAAGGAGCCUGGGCAGCUGCUGCCAUCACUUGCAGGUAGAACACACCCAGGACUGUCCCUGGAGAUGGCAGGCAGCAUUCCCAGCUCCAGCUCCAAGCAGGAGGCCAGUCCAAAGGCCACACACUUCCUUUCAAAAGAACUGACCUGAGACACAAGCCUGAAAAUGUGUGAGCUGCGUUUUUAGGAACCUACCCCCAGCUCUUCUUUCUGACAUAUCGACCUCGUGCUGAUGGUGCUGGUAAAAUGGGGAGAAUUAGAACAAAUGAGCUGAAGAAGAGGGAUGGCUUAGUAGCUGGUGCUGGGCUUUGGCUACUGUAACAGCAUCCCCAGGCUCUGCUCAGUGGUUCCUCUUCUCUCUUCUCUCUGGCAUUCUCCUCUAAAUUGUCAGUGAACUUUCUUUAUUUGCCUUAAGCUUACCUAAGCACAUGGGUGACCUUGGCUGCUCUGUCAUGUUCUUGUAUCUUAGAUGUCCUUGUGCUUCCAGCUGGACCUGGCCCUGAGGCUGCCUUCACCAGUUCCACUCUGGCCGUGCUGGUUCUCAGCCCCCGUGUGUGCCUGUGUCCAGCCAGCUCUGUGGCUGCACAGCCCCCAGACAGACACCCUGUGCUGGCUGCAUCAGAACCUGGAAGCCCCUGCUUUGCUUUGCCCAGCAGGCAUUAACUGAGUUACUCUGAAGUGGGUAAAAGAAAGGAUUCCGGUGUGAUUUGCACCACAAAGGGCUCCAGCUCACAGCUCUGCUGGAGUUUUCACUGAAGCAGUGAGUGGCAGAGCCUGUUCUUGCUGUAAAUCGCACAAAUCUCUUCUGUUAGGGGUAGGUGAGGAGCUGUCUGAUUGUAUGCAUCUAUCCAGAAACCUGACACCUCCGUCUGAUGUUGGCAUUUGCUAAGUAACUGUUUAAGAAAUUUCUUACUUAGUAAAAUGCCCAGGUGCUCUCAGUGAGAAAUGCCAAACCUGCUUCUGGACAAUUCAGACUUCUGGAUAGAUUCUUCUUUUCUAGCCUAAGAAAAGUAGUAGAUUUUGAAAAGCAGUUUGUAAUUUGGGUAUUUCUGCUUUUGGGUAAGUCUUCAGCAGUGCUUAGAAUUCAGGGGCCAUUUAGAAUGUUGUGCUGAACACGCAGAAUCAUUUAGUGCAUCUUAGGGGAAAAAAAGAAAUCCUGAUCUUGAUGUUUUGGUUCCCAAAAACCAAGUGCAGAGAGAAGAUUUACCAGUGUGUGAAAAGUACCUGGUGAGAAGAGAGCUGACUGGCAUUAGCUGUGUAUUUCCUGAAGCAGGACUCGGAUCUGUUAGGAGUUUUUCUGUUGUUUCUUCCUUUGGGCUCCUUUACCUCAAAUUUCACUCCCCCAACCCACUGUGUUUGCCUCCUGAAUUGGUGAUUACUGUCCUUCCCUCCCUUCCAGUUCGCUGCUGUUCCUCUCUUGUGUUCUGCAUGUGCCCAGAACAAGGUGUAUCUGCUGCUGGCCAUUCUCUGAACCUGGAGCCCCAGCUCUCAGUGAUGAUCAACUUUCCUUUCACUUUGUUUUAUUUUUUGUUGCAUGUUUUAGUUGAGUUCCUCCCCAGCCUCUCUUGGUAGACCAUGGGAGCCCUAGCCAGACUGAUCAGCGUGCAUGUGACAGCGUAGUGGGGCUUUGCUGCUGCUGAUUCAAGCACUGAAAAGCUGAGUGUCUCUGUGUUUUCCCAGUCUCCCUGCAUGGUUUGAGCUGCCCACUUCCAGCUGCUGCUCCUGCCCUCCCUGUGGGUGAGACUGGUCCCUGCUGUGCCUCGCAGGGGAGGCCAGGCUGCGCAGGAAAGGUUGCUCCUGACUCUGCAGGACUCGGCCUCCUCAGAGAGCUGUGCAGGCUGCACCUCCUGGACAAAGGCCCAGAGCCAGGAGAGACCUGCAGCACAAAGCUGUGCUGCAGAUGGAUGAUGAAUUCUAUUGCAACUUGCAUGAAUUGUUCCUUGUAGCCAAACCGGGCCCAUAACCUUGUUGUAAAGAGAUUUUUAUCCCUUUUAUAGACUUUGCACGCUCACCCGAGCACGUGUACAGGCAGGAUGAUGGCAGAGCAGCUGCCAAGCUUCUCUUUGAGCCUCUGCUCUCUGGGUUUCGUGGUGUUCUGGUGCAGUGUGUGACAUCCCAUUCACAGACCCUUGUCCUCCCUAGAGGCCUCCUACACAGACAAGCUGCCAGAAGAUGCCGUGGCUUUGCUUGUCCCUGUCACCCAGCAGAUGUGCACUGUGACUUCGUGUAUGCAAACCUCCCACUCUCACCUCCCAGCCUGCGCUGAGUUUCACCACCACACUCGACCAGAUUGCAAUACCAACCUUCUCCUCCUCUCCAGGAGCUGCAGCAUCUGCACACACCGCGUUCCGGAGCAGAGCCCUGUCACCUGUCACUGCGCUUCUGUGGCUGCUCACUCAGACUGUUCUUGGGAAGGGGUUUGGUGACCUUGUCCAAAGCAAUAGGGAGACUUUGGGGUUCAUACUGAAGAGGAAAGUUUUUCAUUCUGGUGCUAGAACUCUCUCCCGUGGUGCUCUCACGGUUGUGAAGCCUUUGCCUGAGGAACACACGAGCGUGUGUGAGUGUGAGUGUGUGUGUGCAUGCAGAUGUGCAAAAACAUUUGCAAGGUUUCUUCAUUUCAGAAGAUCUGAGCCCAUCUUUGUCUUUAUAUUGUUGGCCUUAAUCUAGCUCGUAGAUACUGUGUCUAUCCUGCUGCUCUUUUCUGUACAAAGCUGGUUUGGAGGAAGCAGGAGUUUAUCUGUUCCCCUGUAAAAAUACCUGUGACUGAUGAUGUUGAUCUUCAUACAGUGUUGUUCAGGGGGAGAUUUUAUUUUUCUAAUACUUUUCCUACUGUAAAAACUGUUGGAGUGUAUGGAGUGGGAAAGAUCUUUACAAAAUGGCCUGAUAAAGAUCUGAACGUGACUUAAUAAUACCAACAAUUAAUGAUCAGGUCGAGUAUAAAUGAGAUUUAUUUCCAGACCUUUUCCAUCUCCUACUUUCCAUUGAAAAUGUCCAGGUACUUUUUGUUUGGCUAUGGGCUUGUUAGGCACGUUCUGAGACCUUGCAGAUACUUUAGAUGAUUUUGCUGUUCUGAAUUAGAAAGAAUUUGUAUUUUGGAGUCUGGUUCCAGUUCCACAGUCUGGGGAGUUUGGCAGAUGUCACAAAUAUUAUGCAUAUAUCUAUUUGAUGGGAUAGAGGGAGUGGUUAGAACGAGUUGCUGAUUUCUGAAGUUUAUCAUACCUUUUUACAUAAAAUCUUAAACAUUAAAUUGGUCACUAGGGGGGGAAAAAACUCAUUGCUGGCAUAUGUAGGCCAGAUUCACUGAAUUUUAGGCUGUUUGUUCAAGCAACAGAUGAGGCCUGUGAAUGUUUGAUUCCCACUCCCUCUUCCUGGGUGCUGGGAACAUCUGUGAAUCCCUGCUGAACUGGCUGGGUUCCUUGUAACAGGGCAGCUGGACUGAAGGGCUUCUUUGCCUCUGAAUGCUGCUAUAUUUUUUCUUCCAAGCACCAUUCCUGGAAAUAACAAUGGUCUUAACCUCUCUGGCAGACAUUUGUUAAAAGGCUAGGAUGGGCCAAUUUGGCCCAUACUUUUUUUCCUUUUUUUUUUUAGAUAUAUGUUGCAUCCAGAAAUUAUCAUCACUGUGUUCUGGGGUGGGAGUAAGGUACAGAGUAUUUUUGGAUUGAAUGGGUAUCUAGAGAGGGUGAGGUGGACAAUUUCAAGUCCUAAACCUUAUUUCCUGUGAAAGAAAGACUGUAUGUUAUGUGUGUCUUCUUUGGGGAGCUCUGUCACUGUACAGUUUAGUUGAACAUGCUCCAAGGAAGGAGAAGCUGUUCCUCGGAUGUUUUUAGUUCAUGCUUUGUGUUUAAAGAGGAAUAUUUUUCUUUAAAAAAUAAAACCGGAUAAGUUUUCA